Blastomyces dermatitidis ER-3 is the source of this 534-nucleotide messenger RNA. RefSeq lists its product as uncharacterized. The record is from RefSeq and is a predicted model, not a curated record. NCBI's taxonomy places the organism in Eukaryota, Fungi, Ascomycota, Eurotiomycetes, Onygenales, Ajellomycetaceae. The transcript is spliced from 2 exons. Bases 1 to 534 code for a protein of 177 amino acids.
AUGUCCUUCGAUUUUGAAGCCUAUUUCCACGAGCAUGACCCAGCUGCGACCUGGUCCAUACGCCCUCUGACCGGGGGCAUCGUCAACGUCACGGUUCGAGCAGUAAGAUCGGCAUUGAUUCGCCCUAUAGAAACGACGCAGGGUGGAACUGAGAAGGGAAGUCAAGAAUUUCGUGAUCCAGGGAAAUUUUCUGGACAAUCGAAGCCAAUACGUUGGCUCUUUUCGCAAUUCGAUAGCCCAUUGGUUCCUCUUCCACGCGCGUCUGAUGUUCUCGUUCCCCGGCUCAUUCACCAUGAUAAAGAUUCUCAUCUGCUCAUCAUCGAAGAUUUGGGGAACCUAACUCCACUGUCAGAUUACUUAUCUCCGCCACCCCCCGGAGAGAAUCAAUGUCAAUUCCAGGCGAUUUUGUCUAAUGGAAAUUUAUGGCGCUCAAUCGGUCGAAGGUUGGGACAUUUCUUUGCUAACCUACAUUCGAAUCGACGCUUGAGGCCGUUACAACAUACUUUGGAGCAACCGAUCUGCCGGGCUUUAUAA